Trypanosoma rangeli is the source of this 5058-nucleotide messenger RNA. RefSeq lists its product as uncharacterized. The transcript has a single exon. The record is from RefSeq and is a predicted model, not a curated record. The coding region runs from base 1 to 5058 and encodes 1685 amino acids. Lineage: Eukaryota; Euglenozoa; Kinetoplastea; Trypanosomatida; Trypanosomatidae.
AUGAGCAGUCCGCUGCAACAGCAACCGCUACAAGCGAAGGACGAUGGGACGAGCUGUCGCCGCCCGCAGGCGCUCAUCCCCACCGUUCCCGUGACGUCCACGCAAACCGGCAAGACAGCCAGGACGCAGAGAACGGUGCUGUUGAAACCUGAAGUGGGCGUGGGUCGCGGCACGCCGUCAAUUACUAACGAUACAAGGCUGAGAAACAUGCCGUCAUCUUCUCAGUAUGCGUUUCCAGGAAUUGGUGACACAAUGGCAACGACUGUGAACUCAACAACACAUACAACUAAUGCUACUGCCACAGCGACAAGUCAACCGGCAUGGGGACGUCCGAAGCUCAUGCAGGAAGUGGCAGCGCGCCUUGCGAAGGUGACGGUAGAUUGUCAAUCCAAUGUUUUUCCUGUUUUUCUCAAUGAUCCAGAGACAAGGCAGCCGUGUAUCUUUCCAGAGGAGGAAAAGGAGUUUUCCCCCGAGAGGAAACUAAUAAUGGUACCCAACAUGGGCAUUGCUGCUGGGGUAAACGCCAUGGGAGGCUAUUCUAAACGUUUUGCAAUGUCCACACUGGAGGCGACGCAGUGGAUGAAGAGAGAACGCGAGUCGAAUCGACUACUCUUCUCGUGGUGGGAGGCGCGGAAUGCGUGCCGCCAAGACGAGGCGGAGAUUGCCGCUGUUGUGGAGGAACUUCGAAGUCCACUGUGGGCUUUCUUCCGGCAGGCUCUUACUGAGGAGGAAGCGCAGUGUGUCGUGGAGCUGAUGCAGUCACAAGCUUCACCGGCGUCGGCCCCAAUGCAGUUGAGUCCAGCAACGGUAAGAACGAAAAAAAACGUCGCUAUGAAUGGCAGAGGAGAGUCUUCGUCUUCGGCAUUUCUUCUUUCAAGCUCAGAGCGUGGUAUUAUAAUGCCAUUGAAGCUCUAUGAAAGAACCUUUCGUCGCGUGCUUGGUCGUUUGCAUCAACAUUUCUUGUCGCUGCUGCGGUGUCACACGACAGGCACGACGGAAACCAUUGAACUUCCACUGGAGUCACGAGCACUAGGCACCAAGUAUGUUCGGUUCCUUUUAGAAUCCCAGUUAGAGCUGAUUGAGGCUGGAAAAAAACAUUCCAGCGAUGAUGAUUCAACGGGAUUGUGUCUGCCAGUUGUAUCUAUUCCCGAGGAACGCUGCUUUAAGCCUAUGCUCGAGGCUGAAACCGCAUUUGCUGUCACUUUGCUGUGGCGCAUCCUUGAUCAGACGAAAUCCAUGCUGCCCGGUAUGACUUGGGCACUGCAGCUUUACACUCGAUAUGUGUUGCCGCAUGUAUAUGAAAAAUUUUUCUUAUUUGAGCGGCAUUUACCGAGGACGGGGGCUUUUGGCGAACAGGUUGAGCAGCUGUAUGCCUUGCCUCUUAAUCUUGUGCGGCAACGAGCCAUGAUUGCGUCCACUAAGCAGGCAAAGGAAGACGUGAGAUAUAUGGAGAAAUUUUUAAAGAGUUGGGCGUGGCGCACGUGGCGGCGUGCUAUAGUUGUGCAGCGUCGGCGCGAGGACACAAUGGGGCUUCUGGAGAAGAAGUUGCGGCGCCUCUACAACGUGAUACGCUUGCAGAAGUCCUUUGGGGAGUGGCGCCUCGCCGCAAAGGCAGGACGAUUCGCCGCCCAGCUGGAUAUCAUCGACAUGAAGUACAAUGCAUUUUUCUCGGGGGCGCAGCACGCCGCUCGCAGCAUCUCACUUUUUCCCGGCAUGGACGAAGGGUUGGCAAACUGCCCUGCCACACUCCUCAACAAGAACAGGUUUGUCGCCCUGAAGCUUGCCGAGACGGCGCAGCACACGAAGGCAAGCAAGACGCCUGUGUCCACCGUGGCCUCAGGCUCCGCGACGCCGCAUGGGGACAAUGCGACGACAGACGAUGCGGGUGCCUCCGACGUCUCCAUAGUCAACCCACGACGGAAGUCACUUUUGAUUAAGACAGCACUCAUGGAAGCACCACUUUCGGGCUCCGCUCUGGAACCAAAGGAAGGGGUUUCUGAAAAAAAUCUAGAUCCGGAUGAAAUAGCAUUGCGGGGGACAACGUUUAUCACUUCCGUUUCGCCCGCAAGCGACGAGGACGUUGAUGCCUCCUCCUUCAAUAAACGUGCCUUUAAAACCUUUGACGCCAUGCUUAAAAAACUGCAGGAGAUGGAAACAAUCAGUGGUUACUUGCGCCAAGAGAUUGCCGUUCAGAAUCGUCUUGUGCAAAAACUGGAGCGUGAUAACAACAGCCUAAAGAGUAAAACACGCGAGCUCGAGGAGAGUCUGUUUCGCUCCGAAGAGCAGCGACUGCAGUGUUCUAAUCUUCUACAGGAGAGGGAAUUGGAUGUGCGAGAGCUGGAGCGACGCAUCACGCGGCUCAAAUCUCGAUUGCGUUGCCAGAGGCAUAGGCCAUGGCAGCGCACUGUCAUGCGGAUAGUUGGGGAUAUCUGUGGUGCUCAUACAGCUGCCUCCGAGCACGCGGAUGAGUGCCGCAUUGCUCGCAAGAUGGUGACGUCAGGGACGAGCCUCAGCAACGAUAGUGGCCCUCCUCAUAUGGGGGAAACAGCGACGGACGUUUACUACGGGUCACGCACGAGUGGAGGUGCGUCGGCACCAGGAAUUCAGAGACAAGACUACGUGGAUGAUAAUGAGGAUCAGAGCAACGACAGUGGCUCGGAGAUGCGGGCCUCUGCGGAGCUCACCACAGAGGAGCAACGACUAUUUGGAAAGAUUGCACCGAUUGUCAUUGCCUCUACGCGUGAUAUGCCUGAUGCGCAGACAAUUCUGCGUGACUGGGCAAACGGCUGUCUGGCAGAUUUGGAGUCUCUUGACGACUUGAAGGGGGGCGCCCUCUCAACUCGAUUUCAUCUGUUUUCAGAUGAGGUGCGCAACGGGGUGCUAUUUAGUCGGCUGCUCUUCUACCUGGCGCUACCACGGUACCAAAACAAAACGGCUACGGCACAUUAUGCAGGCACAGAACUCAAGCGCAAGACAUCCGAGCACCUGGGCUUCACGGAGAACCGAAGAAAUCUGUUGAUGCAGCAGAACGUUCAGCUGGAAACCCCUUUCCCGACCUACUCGGAGUGUUUUGGUGACCUGCUUAAUCUUAAGCCCUCGGGGCGUAUGUCGUUGCUGCUGCAGUUUGCAACAGAACUCAUGGAAGGAGCACAGCAGCUUGGGGAUGAGUAUAUAAGAAAGCGCAUGCUCGUUCUUCGCGAGGCUGCACUGAAAGCGACAGAUAUGGUGCCACUACCGGCCGUAGAUCGUGUGGAGUUGCUAGAAAUUGUUGACCCCUACGCCUUGUCUCGGGGAGAUCGUAGUGCAACACUCACUUUUAUUGCACUCCUGUACGUGCGUUUUUCACAUCCCUUCAACCAUAAGGCAUCUCAGAGUGCAUUGAUUGAACGAGAGGCAAUGUUGUAUCUCCUCAGUGGUGGAGCCUAUUCGCAACAAGAUCAGGACAGCAUUGCCGCGGCCUUUAAGGAAACCGCGUCCAAAGAAAAACUGCCGGCGGAAGAAGGGGAACUCUCCAUUGCACGAAAGUUUUUGGCGGAAUUGGAGGAAGAAGAUUGCACACCAUGGCAACUUUUUAUGAGUUACUGCAAGCCCCUAAUUAACACUAUGGCACAUCCUUUUAUCUUGCGUGGCAACUUUUGGCCAAACGUGGCGUUUGACUCUCCGGAACUGGCCCAAAUACUUGGAUCUCUCGGCCUUGCGCUGCAUCGCUCGCUAGAGGCCCACCGGUGGCAUAUUAUCGUUUCCUGUCUUGUGCCAGUACGAACAUAUAGUGGACUGAGUCGUGGCAUUUUUACCGGGCGUCGGGCGCAAGCUGCGGCCUUGCAGGCUGGGUUGGAGCGCGACGGUGAUUGGGUGUUUUCAAUGGAAAUUUCAUGUGUCCAGAAUAUAUUCAAGCAGCGAGAGUUGGCGGUGCGUGAGGCCAUCAAUGCAGGGACUCUGGCAAAAAACAGUACCGGGAUCGGCGAAACAUGGAACAGCGAGACUGAAUUUAUUGAGCUUGACAAGUCGUUGUUGGUGUCCGCCUUUGGAAAAUGUGGUAAUGACCUUUUACAGCUUUUCUUACAACGCGGUAGCCUUUCGGAGUCGUGUGCGAUGCCGGUCUUAGAUCUUGGCAGUUGGCGCCUUCUUUGGUUGGACCUUGGCCUCGUGAACCCGGAAAAUACGGGAAAUUCACUGCUGGAUCUGGAGCAACUAACGAGGAUAUUCUGCCUUGUUACGGAAGCAGUGAUGGGGAGUCGGAAAGAGAGACUGUUCUCUGACUUCUAUGAUGUGGGGAGCUGGCAGCAGCUUCCAACGUUUACAAGCGUGCUCUACUUCCCUGAAUUUCUUGCGGCGGUGGUGCUCCUUGCGCAUGAACUGUUCCCGCCAGUGAGUGAUGCAAUAACAUCGAAAGCAGGAUCUGUGGUGUGGCUUGCGGAUGCCCUCACACAGCUUGUCUUUAAGCACAUAGCACCGAUACUCUUGACGAAAACCGCGGAUGAUCCAUCGAGCGUUAUGCGGAGCCUCCGAUCCAACGUGAAGACUCAGCAGGUUCUCAUAUGCCAGAACAAGGCUCUGUUGGUGCUCUUUAACUCAUACUGCAAGGAGGUCUGCGGGGUAUCAGGGAUGGAACGGGAACAACUCCUGCAGAUGCUGAGGGAUGCAAUGCUAACAAGCACAGAUAUCUCACAGCAUUUGAUCUAUGAACUUUUUCUGUCUUUUAGUGUCACUAAGAAAACCAGUGAAGCAGUCACAGAAGAAAAACGGCGCGAGCAAGAUGCCCGUCCACGUGACAUGCCGGUACAACGCCGCCGCACCAACGUCAGCAUUGUUGACCCUGUACCGGAUGUUGUGUUGCCUACAGGAAAAUCGAAGGAAACCGCCGUGCUUCUCUAUGAUGGGUUCAUUGAAUUUCUUUGCGUGUUGUGUCACUUCAAACAGCCAAAUCCACUGAUACCAUUUGAUCAACGGCUGGAAACAUUUUUGCGUCGUGGCCUCCUGCGACCACUGGCCCAGCGCAAUGACGCCUUAGCUGCCAUCCUCUCAGUAGAGAAGCCAGCGUUAAGGAAGGAUGUAUAA